Messenger RNA from Chlorella variabilis, 264 nucleotides. RefSeq lists its product as hypothetical. The coding region runs from base 1 to 264 and encodes 87 amino acids. The transcript has 4 exons. Gene Ontology annotation, molecular function: cyclin-dependent protein serine/threonine kinase activator activity; protein kinase binding; ubiquitin binding. Gene Ontology annotation, biological process: regulation of mitotic cell cycle. Gene Ontology annotation, cellular component: cyclin-dependent protein kinase holoenzyme complex; SCF ubiquitin ligase complex. Lineage: Eukaryota; Viridiplantae; Chlorophyta; Trebouxiophyceae; Chlorellales; Chlorellaceae. The record is from RefSeq and is a predicted model, not a curated record.
AUGGCGCUCAACGGCAUUCAGUACUCGGAGCGCUACUAUGACGACGUGUACGAGUACCGUCACGUGGUGCUGCCACAGGACAUUGCGAAGCGGCUGCCCAAGGACAAGCUGCUGAGCGAGGCAGAGUGGCGGCAGCUGGGCGUGCAGCAGUCGCGCGGCUGGGUGCACUAUGCCAAACAUCGUCCGGAGCCCCACAUCAUGCUCUUCCGCCGGCCCAAGGGCUACGGCACCGCGCAGCAGGUGGCGGUUCCCAUGCAGCAGUGA